UGAGCGACGCAGCAGUUUAAAAACAGGAAGCGAAGGACUCAGUCGUCCACUCAAUGCGUGUUCUGUGUUAAAACUGGACAUGUUUAUCUUACAUAUGGAUGAACGACGCGGACUUUCACAGGUCAUGUUUUAAAAACGAUAAUUGCAGCAGCCGUAACCUAUUGAAUAAACCACAACCCAGUGGGCAACUACUGUGCUUGCAAGAAGGAUGUAACGUCUUCUUUUAAUGUGUAGAUAGAGAGAGAUAGUAAAUCCUUUCUAAGAAUGAGCUUAGAAGUGUCGUGUUUAUCAUUUCGGCAGCCGUACGCUGCUCUUGUGUUGAAUGGUGUUAAAACAAUAGAGACCCGCUGGAGACCCCUGCUGGCCGAGAUGCGGAACUGCACUCUAGCGGUGCACAUCGCUCAGAGGAACUGGGAGGGGGAAGACUGGAGACAGAUCCUGACAGAUGGACUGGAAAUGACGCCCGUACAAAUUGACGAACUUCUGAAGUCGGGAGAAAGGUUUGGGCGUGGUGUUAUUGCAGGUCUUGUGGAUGUUGGCGAGACGUGGCUCUGUCCUGAGAAUGUGCCAUGUGAAGAGAUGAGAGAGCUGGAGAAAGCUGCCUGCUUGACCGAACUCAAUCAGAAAUACCUAACAAGACUCUCAAACCCACGCUGGCUCAUUGACCCUAUGUUUUCUAGGGGCCGUAAAGACGUGUGGACAGUACAGAUUCCCAUUCAACUGAUGUCCUCUGCUCCUUCUCAUACGUGGUAAACACUGAAUCGUGUGUUUACUUUACAGAAGUGUAUUUUGUAUCUACACAUAACAAUAAAGUUUGGAGUCGACAGAAACA
Molecule: messenger RNA, 832 nt
Organism: Triplophysa dalaica
Lineage: Eukaryota; Metazoa; Chordata; Actinopteri; Cypriniformes; Nemacheilidae
Exons: 2
Coding region: 265-753 (162 amino acids)
Source: RefSeq, a predicted model, not a curated record